Molecule: messenger RNA, 1446 nt
Organism: Vollenhovia emeryi
Lineage: Eukaryota; Metazoa; Arthropoda; Insecta; Hymenoptera; Formicidae
Product: succinate dehydrogenase assembly factor 4, mitochondrial-like
Exons: 4
Coding region: 221-553 (110 amino acids)
Biological process (GO): mitochondrial respiratory chain complex II assembly
Cellular component (GO): mitochondrion
Source: RefSeq, a predicted model, not a curated record
CGCACGCUGGAACGGUAGCGAUUGAUUAGUGCCUUAAUUAUCGAGCGCAAUUUAUUAUCACACAACCGAUUACAUUGCAUCGUACUACCGCAAAAUAGACUUGGGCCUAACCUAACCUAAUCUCGUUUUCGCGUUUGGAGACAGCGAGGUUGAAUAGAGGCGGAUAUCGACUUGGUUUGAUCUCAUUCUCGAGCAGAGCGUAGGAUACCAUUUAAGAAGAAUGGCAGGCAUCAAUCGCGCCUCAGCUUCAACAGGCGGGCGUCACUUAUUGCUACGCUUACACGGACCUGCAAGUCUGUUUUCGUCUAAAAGCACGAAUGAGGUCGGCGAGAGUCCGAGAUUACGUGAAUUCAGGAAAAAAUUGCGCGAACGCACUCCCAUAGAGAAAUUGGACGAGUUGGAGGAGGGCAGGCAUCCUUAUCAGGAGAAGGAACCCCUGGAACCGUUUCCGAACAACACGAAUCCGGAUACAGGCGAGGUUGGUGGUCCCCGCGGACCGGAGCCGACUCGUUACGGCGACUGGGAGAGGAAGGGCCGCGUGUCGGACUUCUGAAUCCUCCCCGAUGUCAAAGAUGAUCCGUUUGACAACUAAAGUUUAAAAGUUAUCCGAGAUACAAAGUAGCAAAAAUUAUUUAAUACAAGUAAGCAAUUCACCUAACAUCUUUGAAAUUUAAAAUAUAUAUUGCUUUGUCAACUAACAAGCACUUUCGUGCUCGUUAAGAUUGGCCUCGUUUGUUUACUUGUUUUAAUAUAACACGAACGGAAUUAUUAUUUGUUAAAAAUUACUUUAUCAAUUGAGCUGUGUUACCAAAAUGAUCGGAUCUUGCAGGUUUCAAUAAAAUUUAGCAUGUUCAAUAUCUAAGUUAAAUGAUGGCUCAAAACAGUGUAGUUGAAUUAAUCGUGUAAAAGUAUGAGUGUGAUAACAGCAGAUACCUCAUCUUUAGAUUCGUAAGAAUUAAAAUAAAUGCGGAACAGAAUUGUGUUAAAAAAUGUUCUAUUAGUAAAUAGGUAACACAAUUUCGCGCGAAGCAGAGCGAACUGUAUAUAGUCACGUAUUGGCGACAGUGUUUUGUUAACAAAAUUAGCAAUUACCACGUCAAUGCUUUCAUUAGUCGACCGCGUGUAAUUUCUUGUGAUAUUCGCACAAUGAUUCGCGUAAAUCACAUUCUGACGAAUCUACAACUAAGAAGUGGCAGGCAAUUUGUUACAAGUAUGUGUCGACAUUUCAGAAUAUUCUAAGUUUGCGAAUUUGAAUUCUUUUUUUUCCGUUAAUACAAUCAUUGCUUCUUGCUUCGACUUAUGUAAUCUUCGUUCCGUUGAAUAUAAAAAUUGUAUGAGUGAUACGUUCAGGUGCUUUUUUCCUGAAAACGAAAGAGAUUUCACACGAAUCCUCGCAGAACGACCGAGAAUCGCCGCGAAUGAAACGGUUCCAUGAAAAACUUAAAU